Molecule: messenger RNA, 4532 nt
Organism: Linum trigynum
Lineage: Eukaryota; Viridiplantae; Streptophyta; Magnoliopsida; Malpighiales; Linaceae
Source: the annotation of a GenBank genome assembly
CUUUCUCUGGUUGCACGUGGAAAAGUGAAAAUAUAACGUACAUCUGGAACUUGGAACUGGAAUGAAAACAGUUUUUACCAAGUACGAGUUCCGCGAACGGGCGUGGGGAUAUUUCCUAAAUUCGUUUCCCAAAGCCACAACACAAUCUAUCCCGCAAUCUCACCAAAAACCCUAGCUCCUUCUGCUUUCUCCCUUCCUUUCUUCCAUGGAAUCCGUCGUCGAGGAAGCUACGAACCCACAGUUCCAUCUCUCAGAUCCCUCCCCUCAGCCGGAAAACCUGGCCCUGGACACUGCCGAGCCGCCUUCUCCUGAAAACCCGCCCCAAUCUCACGACGCGUAUCCCGCUGCCAUAGGCAAUAAUGGCCAGAUCGAGUUCCCGAAGCCUAGGCUCGACUUCACCAAGCCUCUCCUAUCCGAGAAUGGCCUCGCCAACACCAACAGCGGCGACAGGGACUUCUCCGGCGGUGAAGAGGAGACGACGAGCCGUCGCAAGCGGAGGAGCCGCUGGGACCCGCAGCCGGACGGCAGCGGGGGAAAUCAGGCGGCGGAUGGAGGUGGGAGCAAUAACGGUAGCAGUAACAAUAAUACUAAUGAAGCCGGGAGUGGCACUCGGAAGAGGAAGUCGAGGUGGGCGGAUGAUGAGCCCAAGCCUGUGAUUCAGCUCCCUGAUUUUAUGAAGGAUUUCACUGGAGGUAUUGAAUUCGACCCCGAAAUCCAGGCUUUGAAUGCUAGGCUCCUCGAGAUUAGCAGGAUGUUACAGUCUGGUACGUCUCAGUCCGGUUUGCCGUUGGAUGAUAGACCUGAAGGAGCUAGGUCUCCUUCUCCUGAACCAAUUUAUGAUAACAUGGGAAUUAGGAUCAAUACUAGAGAGUAUAGGGCCAGGGAGAGGUUGAACAAAGAGAGGCAGGAGAUCAUUUCACAGAUCAUCAAGAAGAAUCCUGCGUUUAAGCCUCCUGCUGACUACAGGCCCCCAAAGCUUCACAAGAAGCUCUACAUCCCGAUGAAGGAGUACCCAGGGUAUAACUUUAUUGGAUUGAUUAUUGGACCUAGAGGCAACACGCAGAAAAGAAUGGAGAGGGAAACCGGUGCUAAGAUUGUAAUUCGAGGGAAAGGGUCGGUGAAGGAGGGCAGGUUGCAGCAGAAGAGGGAUUUAAAGCCGGAUCCGUCUGAGAAUGAAGAUUUGCAUGUUUUGGUUGAGGCAGAUACUCAGGAGGCCUUGGAUGCUGCUGCUGGCAUGGUCGAGAAGCUGUUGCAGCCGGUUGAUGAGGUUCUGAAUGAGCAUAAGAGGCAGCAGCUUAGGGAACUAGCUGCUUUGAACGGGACAAUUAGGGAUGAAGAGUAUUGCCGGUUGUGUGGUGAGCCUGGACACAGGCAGUAUGCUUGUCCAUCCCGGACUACAACAUUUAAGAGUGAUGUGCUCUGUAAGAUUUGUGGUGAUGGUGGACAUCCUACUAUUGAUUGUCCUGUUAAGGGAACAACUGGGAAGAAAAUGGACGAUGAAUACCAAAACUUCUUGGCGGAACUGGGUGGGACUAUGCCUGAGUCCUCGAAUAAACAAACUGCCACCUUGGCUUUGGGGUCAAGUGGAUCUGGAAGCAAUCCUCCAUGGGCUAGCAACACUGGCGGUAUUGGCAGUGCGAAUCAAGCUGGACUAGGAGCCAGUGAUGGUAAAUCGACGAAGGAAUAUGAUGAUACCAAUCUUUACAUUGGCUACUUGCCUCCUACUUUUGAUGAUGAUCGUUUGAUCCAGUUAUUCUCUGCAUACGGUGAGAUUGUAAUGGCAAAGGUAAUCAAGGAUCGGGUUACUGGGUUGAGUAAAGGGUAUGGUUUUGUCAAGUAUCGUGAUGUUCAAAUGGCUAAUUCGGCAACUACUGGCAUGAAUGGAGCUCGUGUUGAAGGUCGGACCAUUGCUGUGAGGGUUGCAGGUAAGCCUCCUCAGCCUAGUGUUCCUCCUGGCCCUCCUGCAUCCAGUAUGCCCACAUACCCUGUCUCAAGUCAACCAGUUGGUGCCUAUCCAUCCCAGCAGUUCACCCCUGGUGGUCCUCUUCCACCUGCUCCUCCAGGAAACUAUGCUGCUCCUCAUCCAAGCUAUGGAGGGCCUCCUGUUCCUUGGGGACCACCUGUUCCGUCUCCCUAUGCUCAUUAUCCUCCACCUCCUCCUGGUUCACACAUGUAUCCUCCUCCUCCACCUCCUCCUGGACACCCAAUGGCACCUUAUGGCAUGCAAUAUCCUCCACCGGUGCCUCCGGCUCCCGGUGCUCCUGGUCCAACUGUGACUUCUGAAGCUCAACAAAGUUACCCACCUGGUGUCCCAUCGGAGAACCACACUUCUGCUCCGCCACCUGCAUCAUCUAACAUCUAUGGGAAUGGUCCACCAAUGCAACCAGUUUACGCAACUGCUUCUCUAGGUUACUCAUCAUACUAUAGUGCAGUUCCUCCUCCUCCGGCUGCGCCUAUGCCAACAACUGAUCACUCCCAGGGGAUGAGCAAUUUACCUUGGGCACCGAAUCCACCACAACCACCACUUCCAGGAGCUUCCACUGGAGAGAAAACGAACUAUGGAGCUGAUGCUGAGUAUGAAAAGUUCAUGGCAGAGAUGAAAUGAUGGGUCUUUUUGUGUUCCUGGUACCUAUUUGUCAAGAGGUAUGUUCUCGUCUGUAAUUUUAUGUGUAUUAAAAUUAAAACAUGUGCAUCAGUGCAUGUACCUGAUAACUAGUCACUUGGAGGUAGAAUCACACUUUUCUGACCCUCCAAAUGAUUGCAGAAAGUAGACAAGACAUGGAGUUAACCUAGUUAUCAUUUAACUCUCAAGUUAAAAUUCCCCCUUUUUUUUUUUUUUUGUACAACUGCAGUACAAACACCUGUCUUCUUAUAGUUAUAGUGGUGUCCCAAUUAGUGUAACUGAUUAAAUUUCAACUUCUCCAUUCCUCUACUUUCAAAAGAGGAAAAAAUAAAAUUCUCUGAAGUUUUGUGGUAGUAUUUAGUGGUUGUCAUAGUGCCUCUGUCAGUGAAGAGAUUGAGAAUUGAGAUGCUUCACAUUGACUUGGUUUGCACAAUGUUUGUACUAUAAAGUUUUUAUGCUUCUGUUAGACUUGGACUCUCAAUUGACCGUACUAUUGAUGCUUAAAGGGAGCUCAUGACUUUUAUUUUAUGAGUUUAGUGUACAACUGAGAAUCGGUGAAUUUUCGGUUAAUGUUAGAAAACUUAGUUACACAUUCUGUUAGCAUGAUAAAUCAUAAUGCACCUUCAUAUCUGCUUAUUCCUCUCGGUCACAUAUAUCACUAUAUGAUUAUAUCGUCAUAACAUUUCAUGCAAUGUUCUUUCUUUUUACACUUCUUAACCAUUUGCUUUUGUCGUUAUUGGAUAAUUUUUUUCAGGCCUGAUGUUUCUUGGAGCAACCUGAUUUCUUACAUCUUGCCAUGACUUUGACGUUUGGGACUCACAUCUUUAACCUUGCUGUACUGUUAUGACAUUUGCAGAGAUUUGGGCUGCUAGUUCAAUCCACAGCCUCCCAUAUCAGGGACCCAUCGGAGUUUUGUUGAUGUUCCUCACUGUUUUUGUAGGACUUAAUCGUUAUAUUCUAGUGGAUAAUGGUGCUUUGAUAUUAUGUUUUCAUUUGCUAAUCUUUCCCUUAGUGCCUCAUUUCAAAAUUAUUAUGGAAAUUGGAGACAGGUAUCCUACUGUUGUGUUUGUGUCCUACAGGUUGUUUUCAUUUGGACUCUGAUCUGUGUCAUACUUCCUGUGUUAAGCUCUCAAUAUUUUGUUUUCUUACUGCUCCCAACUUUUCUUGGGCUUUGCAUUCCUUCGAGGCAGUCGAAGGUAUAUAAGCAUUCCCUGGAAUGUGAAGGCAUUUUGGGUAGGUUGGAGAAGCUGCUGCUGCUACUGAUAUAUAUAUAUAUAUAUAUAUCUAUGUCUUCAUGUUAUAUUUGGUCAUGAUGCGCUACCUUUGCAUGGUACUUUCUUUCAAUCUACACUGACGAUUUCUUACCGGAAUGUUGAGGUGAUUCUGAUUUCGGUAGGUUCAAAUGACACUGCUACAGGGGUGUUUGUGGUGUGUGUUAUACUGGAACUCAUUGUCUGGUGCAUUCUCCUGAAAUGUGUUAGAUGAAUUAGGUGUUUGUUUAGGGUAGUGACUAGUGAUCAAGUUCUUUUGGGCAGAGCUUAAAGCUCUUUUUCUAGUCGGGGGUAACUUAACCUCGAGUUGCAGGUCCUUUCUCAGUGGAUUCAGCCGGCAAAGAAGAUGAUGCAGCUUGGGAAAACAUUGGGUCAUUGCGUUUUUUUCUUCUUGAUAUUUUCUGACCCUCUGUUCUAACCCCUUGUAUAUGUGAGCUGGUCAGGAAUUGUUGAAAACGGGUGAGGUAAUUUGUUGCCAGCAAAGACUCUCUCUGAACUUUGUCAAAGGAGAUUCUGGGGUUGGCUAUCGGCUAUUAGUGUUAUUCGCGAAAUGUGUUGUCAAGGAGAGUUAGGGUUCCUUUUCUCCAAUGGAACACGGUAAAUGACAUUGGUGGCACUUAUAAAAUAGGAUGAUCACU